AUGCAAUAUGUUGUGCUGGUCUAUAAAACAGAAGUGCCACUUAACAAUCAAGCGAACGUCACCGACGAUGUCAAGCGAUUCAUUGAGCAGAUUCCAUAUUUUCUAAGCAAUUCAGCAACCGGACGUGCACUUGGUAAACCAAUCGCCGGAACUUUUUUCUAUGUUAGUCUUUUUUUCUUAAGUAUUUGGAUCAUUGAAACAUACUUUGGUCUUUCGAUAACGAUUCUUAAAUUUUUUCACACUCCUUCACUUAUUACGAACCAGAUUCAAGCGGAUUGUGAAUGA
Messenger RNA from Gongylonema pulchrum, 285 nucleotides. NCBI's taxonomy places the organism in Eukaryota, Metazoa, Nematoda, Chromadorea, Rhabditida, Gongylonematidae. The record is from the annotation of a GenBank genome assembly.